GUAGGAGGCGCGCGCGCUGAAUUAGGGUGGAGUGAACUUGGACAUCCACUGUGACUUUUCGUCCCUCACCCUUUAUUUAAUUAGGCAGCAAACAAACAAACAAAAAAGCGCCAUGCUAUAGUAUACCUGAUGUGGGUGAAAAAUCGAUCAUAACACUACAUGAGAUUGUAUUUAAAUGUGCUCGAGUCAGGCGCGUGAUUAAACAUGGGGGACGUGAGUGAAGCGUCUCUGCUGGAUUUCAUCUAUUCCUCUGGCGGAAAAGUUACAAAUUCAGACUUGAUGAAGACCUAUAAGCAGUUUGUAAACCAUAGUGAUUUGCACCUACGUGCCAAAUACAGGGAGGACUUCAAGCUCAUCAUAGACAAGAUAGCCGUGUGUAAGUCCGAGAAUGGAGAGAAGUACCUUAUCCUGAAGAAGAAGUACAGGCAGCUCAUGCAGGAGCACGAAUCUGAACCUGCGGCUUCGGAACGGAGGCCCAAGAUAAAAAUGAACCAAGUCGAAUGGUGUGUAGGACCCACCAUUACUGUCACUGAUGCCCAAGACCCGGACGACGGGGAGGAUGUGACAGCUGACCAACCCUUACGGGAGAACCCAGAACCUCUGUCAGAGGAGAACCCAGAAGCCACAGACGCAGAGGAUGAACUGGAAAAGGACUCGGGGUCGAAGUCAGAAUCGGAGCAGGAGGAGGAGUCUACGGGUAGCGUAGGCUCUGCAGCUGUGGCUCUGGAUCCUGUUGAGAAAGAGUGGAUCUACUCUGCAGCAUGCGGCAGACUCUCGCACCUCAAACAGCUGCUCAAACAGGACGUGUCACUGGCCAACAAAAAAGAUUUUACUUCAUUUACCGCUCUGCACUGGGCUGCUAAGCACGGGAGAGAGGACAUGGCUACGGCGAUGGCUGACGCAGGGGCCGACAUCAACACCAAAGCUGGAUACACACCUUUACACAUUGCUGCACUACAUGGCCAUACGCGUAUAUUUAAUCUACUCAUCCAAACGUACGGCGCUAAGGAAAACGUGCGAGACUACAGCGGUCACAUGGCGUCCCAUUACCUGAAGAUCCAGAAAGCAGAGGAGAGCGGCGAUCUGAACGCCGGAUACCACAGCCCAGCGCAGGUGACCGAGCGCCGCAACAGGAAGUUAACGUCCCUGUUUCACUCGCGGAAGAAAUGGGGUUCUGCAGAAGAUCUGGCCCCCGUCCCGGAGGAGAGGAGCGUCCCGCAUCAGCUCAUCGUCCCUGCCUUCAGACCCAGGAAGUUCUCCCGCUGAACUCCCAGCACUGCUACCGCGAGCAUUGACGUACAGUUAGUUCUCGCUACGGCGGAAACAUUUGCAUACCUGGUGUUUCCUUCUUUACACACACAUACCGUAUAUAUUUUUAUCCAGUAGCCAUGCGGAAAUAUUACACGCUCACCGUUUUUAUUUAUGCUUCUGUGUCCGAGCUUUUAUACCUCUAAAAUAUAUUUCGUUUUUGUUUUCAUUCCUGUAUCUUUUAAAAAAAAUUUUACUUCACACAGUAUGAGAGUCAAGGUCAUACGGGCGGGUUUAAAAAAAAACAAAAAACAUGGUUUUAUUUUUUUAAAUUCUGUUAAUGAUAAAAAAUACAGUUUUCAUGCUGCUACAUAUUUUCUAAAGCCUACAGAACCACAUUUUGCUGGUUGUUAGUUUUUAGCUUUACAUGACUAUUUUAAAAUGUGUUUUAUUUAGCAUAUUUCGGUUUAUUUGUUAUUAAUGCUAAAUGAAAAGUGUUCUAGCAGUGCCAUCUUGUUCAAGGUGACACUAAUUUGUGCUAUGGGGUUUGUUUUGAUUUUUUUUUAUGAUUUAGAAUAUCACCAAAAUUAAGACAACUUAAUUUGUGCCUUAUGCUCGAAGUGUAAAAUGUGUUUACUUAUUAUUAUUAUUAUUAUUUUUUUUUUUUGGAAGAGCUUAAAAAUGUUGUAAUGCAUAUUUUUCAAAUUGAUGAACAAAAAUAUCGUGUUUUUUUUUUUUCACUCCGAUGUGCUUGGGGUGUUUUGUGUACAUUGGCUCACAUGUGUGCUGAUUGUUGUGCUGUUGUCAAUAAUCAACACAUUUCCAGUGACUAAUGACUGGGUCAGACACGUUCUUGCCCGGUUCUCGGCUGAUUAAAAACCCAAUUUGGGGAUAAAAUGAA
Ictalurus punctatus (channel catfish) is the source of this 2149-nucleotide messenger RNA. Its product is annotated as ankyrin repeat domain-containing protein SOWAHB. The record is from RefSeq and is a predicted model, not a curated record. NCBI's taxonomy places the organism in Eukaryota, Metazoa, Chordata, Actinopteri, Siluriformes, Ictaluridae. The coding region runs from base 205 to 1266 and encodes 353 amino acids. The transcript is spliced from 12 exons. Gene Ontology annotation, molecular function: protein binding.